UUUGACCUGACAAGUCACAUGUAGUCAACAUGGCGGCCGCCGGGCAAGAAAAUAAUUUUCCGGACGGAAAAAACGGAAUAAACGGCGAUUUUCCGGAAAACGAGCUCACCAACGCCGCUUCUAUUCAAGAUGUUGAUCUUUUGGAAGAGGAAAACGACAGAGAAACGUUGGUGUCUCCCGGGCAGAGUCCUAACAAAGAGGAUGACAAGAGCAGGUCCAGAAGUAGGAAGCCGUUCCACUACCCGGCAAACAGACGUACGUCAGAGGAGCUGGACUCACACAGUACCCUCGCUACCUACAACCGCUAUCGAUACUACAGCAGGCUCGCUCCUCCUGAUGACCACAGGAUGCGAAUCCCAGACCACAUCGUGCCGGCCUCCCUGUUCUACCCUCCCAUGUUUGUGGACACCUCACAGAAACAGGGAAGCCUCAUCACCAUUUUCUCCAUCUGGAACACCAUGAUGGGGACGUCCCUUCUCAGUAUGCCCUGGGCACUCGGACAGGCUGGGUUUGUCCUUGGCCUGGUGAUUAUGGUGGUGAUGGCAGGAAUCACCCUCUACACCUGCUACAGAGUCAUCAAGUCUGUGGAUGGUGUUGACCAGGAAGGAGAAGUACUAGAGUUCUCGGAUGUGUGCAGACACUACCUAGGCCGGUGGGGGGAGGGCUGUAGCGUGUUCUUCUCACUCUCAGCUCUCCUGGGUGCCAUGAUCGUCUACUGGGUCCUCAUGACAAACUUCCUCUACAACGUCGUCAGUUUUGCUUACGAAAAUAUCCACACACCAGGGAAUGAGACCUCUGCUUCAACUGAAGUGCUCUGUCCUGUGAACUCCUCCCACACCCCUCACAACGGGAACACCAGUGGUAUGUUCCUCCUGGCGACGCCCGGCAACGAGGAUGACACCUUCCACCACGUCUGGGAACGCGUCAAGACAGUUCCCUUCUUCCUGGUCAUCUUGGUCUUCCCUCUCCUCAACUUCAAGUCUCCCACUUUCUUCACCAAGUUCAAUGCUCUUGGCACCAUGUCAGUAGUGUACCUGCUGGUGUUUGUGUGUGUGAAGGCUUCACAAUGGGGAAUUCAUCUGGACUUCACCCAUACGGGCAAGGAUGUGGACGUCAAAGGUAAGUCAGAGAGUGUACUAACUACUGUUGCCAUUUAGGGUCGUGACCUGACCAUAGCGUACGUCUGUGUGAUGGUUACAUACGUGGUGGUAGGAGCUGUGUUCUACGCUGCCUUCCCAAAACACAAGGACUGUAUAGAGGAUAACCUACUAAACAACUUCAGUAACACGGACACGCUGGCGUUUGUGGCGAGAGUGUUCCUCCUGUUCCAGAUGUGGACAGUCUUCCCUCUCCUCAUCUACAUCUUCAGACUACAGUUCAUGCACACCUUGUUUGGGUCCACCUAUCCCAGUUUUGUCCAUGUGAUAGUUCUGAACCUGCUGCUGGUGGGAGUUUGUGUCAUCUUCGCCCGAUUCUUACCUCAUAUAGGAACCAUCAUCAGAUUUUCUGGAGCGUUCUGUGGUCUAGCCUACAUCUUCACCCUACCGUGCCUGGUGUACUUAGUGAUACUGAAGCAGGCAGGCCGACUGACCUGGCCCACCGCGGCUGUACACGGCUUUAUCAUCCUGCUGGGACUCGCUAACUUUGUGGGGCAGUUCUUCUUCCUGAACAAGACGUAAGGACCUCAUCAGUACUAGUUCAUCUGUUCUCGUUAAACAAAAAAAUGUUCAUUUCAUGUCCGUUUAUCAGUUAUUCUAACUAACCUUUAGCACACUGAAGUACAUGUAGCCAUUCUGAAGUGAA
This is a messenger RNA of Branchiostoma belcheri (Belcher's lancelet), 1803 nucleotides long. RefSeq names its product sodium-coupled neutral amino acid transporter 9-like. Gene Ontology annotation, molecular function: amino acid transmembrane transporter activity. The record is from RefSeq and is a predicted model, not a curated record. Gene Ontology annotation, biological process: amino acid transmembrane transport. The transcript has 14 exons. Lineage: Eukaryota; Metazoa; Chordata; Leptocardii; Amphioxiformes; Branchiostomatidae.